Messenger RNA from Asparagus officinalis (garden asparagus), 897 nucleotides. Its product is annotated as coiled-coil domain-containing protein 115. The transcript is spliced from 6 exons. The record is from RefSeq and is a predicted model, not a curated record. Bases 33 to 713 code for a protein of 226 amino acids. Gene Ontology annotation, cellular component: extrinsic component of endoplasmic reticulum membrane. NCBI's taxonomy places the organism in Eukaryota, Viridiplantae, Streptophyta, Magnoliopsida, Asparagales, Asparagaceae. Gene Ontology annotation, biological process: vacuolar proton-transporting V-type ATPase complex assembly.
GUUUAACUUGGAAAAACGGAAAAAAAAAAUCAAUGGAGGACGAGAGUACUGCUCUCAGCUCCCCGAACUCCAAAGAAGAAGAAGAAGGGGAAAAUGAUGAGAAUAUUUUGAUGUUUUUAGAUUCUUUAGACAGCUACGUCACCCUCAUGGAUUCAUUGACUUCCUCCCUUCGGAAGGGAUGGUUGGACCUGGCCAGCGCUCGCCAUUCUAUGGGAUCAUCACGUGUCUCUAGUUCAUUGUUGGAUCUUAAAGAACAAUCUGCUGCAACUACAGUGCAAGUUUCUGAAUCAAUCAAAGAAUCUCAUUCUGAACUACACUAUACGCUAUCAAAAUGGGGCUCUUCUCUGGAAGGAAACACGUAUUCAUUUGAAGAGGCUGUUGAGGAGGUGCCAAACCCUACUAUUUCACAGCUAAGGCGUAGAGGAUCAUCCCAUCUUCAUGAGGGGUCCCAGGAAACAUAUCCAGCGAGUGCAAAUGAUGCUUCUCCUAAUGCUGCUGACAAUAAUCAGAUUCAGAAGGAGAGAUCUAAACCUUUAGCAGUUUUCGGAACUUUGGUAUCCCCCAAGCUUAGGACUGCCCAAGUUUCGUUUGAGUCAGCCUUGGAAACUAUUGUAGAAAUAGCAAAUAUGCGAUCCUCCAUGUUGUCAGCUUUCUCUCGGUUGCGGAAGGAACAUGCAAUUCAAAUUGAGGUGCCAGAGAAUCAACUGUCUUGAUCUUCUAUUAUUAUCAAAAUUCGAACAAUGUAUCUCCACUUCACAGUGAAAUGUGAAAGAGCAUUUUUGUAAUGAAGCACCAGUAUACUAAUAUGUUAAGAGAUACAGAUCGCACCUUAAUGAUAUAAAAGUCUCUUGCAUUUCUCAAUUCAUGAAGCUGUAAUAUCAUGAGAAGUAUGGGAGA